Molecule: messenger RNA, 145 nt
Organism: Dentiscutata erythropus
Lineage: Eukaryota; Fungi; Glomeromycota; Glomeromycetes; Diversisporales; Gigasporaceae
Source: the annotation of a GenBank genome assembly
ACCCGGAAACCUUAAUGAGCUUGAAAGAAUGGUUAAAGAAGAAUGGGAAGCAUUGUCUCAAAAUUAUUUUAAACAUCUUGUUGAAAGUGAAGUAGACCGUGUCAAAGAAGUCUAUAAUAAUAAUGGUGGUCAUUCACAUUAUUAA